Lagopus muta (rock ptarmigan) is the source of this 2083-nucleotide messenger RNA. Its product is annotated as dual specificity testis-specific protein kinase 1-like. Gene Ontology annotation, biological process: actin cytoskeleton organization; protein phosphorylation. Bases 559 to 1515 code for a protein of 318 amino acids. The record is from RefSeq and is a predicted model, not a curated record. Lineage: Eukaryota; Metazoa; Chordata; Aves; Galliformes; Phasianidae. The transcript has 10 exons. Gene Ontology annotation, molecular function: ATP binding; protein serine/threonine kinase activity. Gene Ontology annotation, cellular component: nucleus; cytoplasm.
GGCCGCCGGUUAGUGACGCCUUGCCGGCUGGCGGCGUCGGGAGGGGGCAGAGCUGAUGCUGGGCUCGAGAGCCCGCUUUGUGCGUGGCCCCGGCGGAGCUGGGCUGGGCUGCCGUUCCCCGUCUGCAGCCCCUCCGUGCAGAGCGACGUCUCUGAUAGUGCAUGGGGUUUUAAUUUAAAGGCAGGCCGUGGGCAGCUUGGAAGGCUGGGGGAAGAAAGCUGGUACAGAGGAAGGCCGUGCGGUUCGGGUUUUCUGGGGCAGCAGCUCUGUGGCUCCUGCCCCGUCCGAUGGUGGCUCGGAGGGCCGCGGGUGGCGGAUGGAGACUUCGGGGCACCGAGCGAGCCAUGGCACUGCCGGCACUGCCCCGUGGUGCCGACCACACCGGCAGCUCCGACUUGUGUCGCUCUGCUGUGAUGAGUGGCUGCAAAUGUGGAGAGGAGAAGCGGUCUGGGAAGGGAACAGGGUGAAUGAUCUUCACAGAACAGGCGCUGGGUCGGAGCGCAACGUGCUGCUGUCGGCUCCCUGCGGAACGCGCUGCGUUUCGGCUGCCGCCCCGCGAUGUGCGAGGCGGGGCUGCUGGCACCGGAGCCCCGCGAGGCGGCGCGGCGCUACGGCGAGUCGUCGGACACCUGCUGCCGUAUGGACCGCUGGCAAAGGCUGCGCACCGCCGUCCGGAGGCUGGAGUUCUGGGAAAGCUUCAGCGCCGAGCUGGUCGGGAGCGGCUUCUUCUCCAAGGUGUACAAGGUGACCCAGGCUGCUGCUGCUUGUAAAGUGAUGGUGGUGAAGAUCUACAAGAAUGAUGUGGACCAGGAGGUGAUAGUGCGUGAGAUCAGCCUGCUGCAGAAGCUCUCCCACCCCAACAUCGUCAGGUACCUUGGGAUAUGCGUAAAGGAUGACAAGCUGUACCCCAUUCUGGAGUAUGUGAAUGGGGGCUGCCUGGAGGAGCUCCUGGCCAGCAAAGACGUUGCUUUGUCAUGGAAGGAGAAGGUGGACUUAGCUUCUGACAUCACCAGGGGCAUGAUCUACCUGCACUCCAAGAACAUCUACCACCGAGAUCUCAACUCCAAGAACUGCCUCAUCCGAGUGACACCGCGUGGCCGCGAGGCGCUGGUGGCAGACUUUGGGCUGGCCAGAGAAGUGGUGGAGCUGCCUGUGCAAUAUGCAGAGAGGAAGCUGUCCCUGGUGGGCUCUGCCUUCUGGAUGGCUCCUGAGAUGCUGCGGGGAGAGCCCUACGACAGGAAGGUGGAUGUGUUUUCCUUUGGCAUUGUGCUCUGUGAAAUCCUGGGCAGGAUCCCAGCAGAUCCCGAAGUACUUCCCAGAACUCAGGACUAUGGCCUGGAUGUCGCUGCUUUCUGCAGGAUGGUCAGCGGAUGCCCUCGGCGGGUGCUGGACCUUGCUGCCUGUUGCUGUCGGGUGGAAGCAUUCAAGAGGCCGUAUUUCUCCGAUAUCUUGGAUGAGUUGGAAGAUGUUGCAGAGAGCCUGGAGCCCAGGAAGGACAAUCCACUUUUGAGCUGAGCUGUGGGCCCCCUGCAAAGCCCGAUGGAUGGACUGUAAAUGGAGGGUCAGAAGUGAAGAAAGAGGGUGGAGAACGGAAGAACUAAGUGACCCACUGGUAUUUAUUUAAUCAUAGUCUCAGUCUCUAAUUUCUGAGAUUGAAAAAUGGAGAGGAGACUUAACCAAGGUCUUAUCUGAGGUUUUUAACAGAUGUAAUUCAGACAGCAAACAGCCUUUGUUGGCUUGUUAAAAGUAAAUGAUCCUGGAUGGCAAGUCAGGGACCUGGAUUCCCUUAGAGGAUGCUUUCCAAAUCCUCUACAGAAGUGCAGCCCUCUCUUGCUUCCCUGCGCUCCCUGGGCUCAUAGCCUUCUCCUUCCAUGUCUCCUCUGUGCUUGGGGAACCUCUGUGGGGGCUGGAAUCCCUGUGGAGCAAAGCUGGGGGCUUUGAGGCUCACAGAGAGCCUCAGAGUUGCUGUACGCUGCAAAGCCUUAAAACCCUCCUUGGGUGGCCCCACAGGGAUGGCUGCAUUGUGUAGAGAUGCUGGUGGGGCACACCAGCAUUCAGUGAGGUUCUGGGGAGCAGUGUGGAA